AGCUGACCGGGACUUCCGCUACCAAGCCGCACAGGACGUGAAAACAGGGAAAUUGGUCUUGGAGCUGGAGGAUCUUGUUUAUUUGCACCUCUUCUUGAAAGGGACCAUUUCAGCUAGCUGCCUACCUAUAUUUUGCGAUUUUAUAUGUUUUAUGACCCCUUGGGUGCACACUGUAAAAUAUCUGGGAUAACUCAAAGCGAAAAUGAGAACAAUUAGAUUGUAUCCCCGGCCCUUAGUGAAUUUUAUUGUUAUCUGCGUCACUUUGUUGGUCAAUAGCAUGGCAGUUUUGGGAAUUAACCGGAGACCGAAUAUAGUUCUGAUCCUGACCGACGAUUUGGACGUUUCCAUCGGUGGCAUGAUUCCAUUGAACAAGACAAAAAAACUUAUUGGAGAAGCAGGUAUAUCAUUCACAAAUACAUUUGUGGCCAGUCCCCUCUGCUGCCCCAGCCGUGCCAGCAUCCUGACCGGAAAGUACCCCCACAACCACCAUGUGAUCAACAACACCCUGGAGGGCAACUGCAGCAGCCUGGCCUGGCAGAAGAGCCAGGAGGCCAGCACCUUCCCCGUCCUGCUGCAGCACCACGCGGGCUACCAGACAUUCUUCGCUGGGAAGUACCUUAACGAGUAUGGAGCCACAGAGGCGGGGGGAGUGGAGCAUGUCCCUCCCGGCUGGGACUACUGGUUUGCCCUGGAGAGGAACUCAAAGUACUACAACUACACCCUGUCCGUUAACGGGAAGGCCCAGAAGCAUGGACAGAAUUACAGCGAGGACUACCUGACAGACGUGCUGGCGAACCGGUCUAUAGACUUCCUGCAGUAUAAGUCCAACUACAGGCCCUUCUUCAUGAUGAUUUCCACGCCCGCCCCCCACGCCCCCUGGACCGCCGCCCCGCAGUACGAGGGCCGCUUCGCCGACAUCAAAGCGCCCCGGAACCCCAACUUCAACGUGCACGGCAAGGACAAACACUGGCUAAUAAGACAAGCUAAGACACCCAUGACAAACUCUUCAGUGCAGUUCCUGGACGACGCUUUUCGAAAACGAUGGCGAACUCUGUUGUCUGUAGAUGACCUGGUUGAAAAAGUGGUGAAGAACCUGGAGCUGCGGGGCGAGCUGGAGAACACCUACAUAAUCUUCACCUCUGAUAAUGGCUAUCACACAGGCCAGUUCUCCCUACCCCUGGACAAGCGGCAGCUCUAUGAGUUUGACAUCAGAGUGCCUCUGCUGGUCAGAGGACCAAACAUCAGUUCCAACCAGACGAGCAAGAUGCUUGUGACGAACGUGGACCUGGGUCCCACCAUCCUGGACAUCGCUGGCUUUGACGCCAACAAGACUCAGAUGGACGGCAUGUCCUUCCUGCCUCUCAUGACCGGUAAGAGCCAGAACGUGACGUGGAGGACGGACAUGCUGGUGGAGUACGAGGGCGAGGGCCUCAACGUCUCUGACCCCUCCUGCCCUCUCCUGGGACCCGGAGUCUGGGGGUGCUUCCUGGACUGCGUGUGCGAGGACGCCAUCAACAACACCUACGCCUGCGUGCGGACACUCUCCUCCACUACCGACCUGCAGUACUGCGAGUUCGAUGACAACGAGGUGUUUGUGGAGGUAUACAACCUGACGGCAGACCCCUUCCAGCUGACCAACAUAGCCAAGACCAUUGACCAGGAGGUUUUGGAGAAGAUGAACCACAGGUUGAUGAUGCUGCAGUCCUGCUCUGGACCUUCCUGUCGCACACCAGGGGUCUAUGAUUCACGGUAUAAAUUUGACCCCCGCAUGAUGUUCAACAGCCGGGGUCCCCGAAUCAGCAGACUGAGACAGACGCUGAAGUAAGGCGAGGGGUGGGGGGGCCCAGCAAGCCUGUCCCAUCCACGCCUCGUUUCCAGAGAAACCCCUUGCCAACAUCCCACCCCUGUCACUGUCACCACGCCCUGCGGUGGAGGUGGGUGGAGCCUAUCACUGGGGUGGAGGGGUUUCAGACGGAGACGAGGCCAGCCAAUCACUACAGCCACUUUCAUUUUUUUAAAACAUGGUUGCCUUUACGUGUGACAGAUACUCUCUUUUGGCCUGCAAAAAAGGAGUAAGCAGCAGCAGCAACAACUGUCCAAAAAAACACAAGCGGUGUGCGUGUGUAAUCUAGGUGUAGUUUACUGUCCAGUCUAAAUGUUCUUCACUUUAAUUCAGAAAUAACAGAAUUUGUUGUUUCUUUUGUAAAAGGUCGAAUUGAUGAUUUGUCUUCAUCUGCCUUUUUAUAGACUUGUUAAAUGUUGACAGUUUUGUGAGUUAGUUUAGUUCACUGCUUAGUUACACAAAGAAAAAUCAUCUUUAUCAAAGUGCAAUCGAAAUUUAAGUUACUAAUAAUAUUUCAUGGUUUACCACCACAAAUGCACAUAGUAUUAUUUUUAGAGAUGAAUGAUCGCAGCAGAUUUGGGCCUUUUUUCUGGCUGAAGCAUGUUUUUAUAUGUUGAGAUUGAGCAGUUCCCAUUGUGGGGAAAUGUCUGGUACGUCGGUUCUUUCCAAAGCAGUCUUUUGUGAACCCAAAAUGACUUUAUGCCUUUUUACAGCUAUUUAUAUUACACCUUUUUAGGUGAAAGUGACUGAGUUAAUUACACUAAAAUUUCUCCGUAAAAUAGUUUAAUUUCAGUGGUAAUCGUGUGAUGCCCUUUGACAUAUCUCCACAGAAAGUGCUGGAAUAAGUGCCUGUGUUGGAUUGCACGUCCAAGGCCCAGAAAUUGCAGAUAGUAUUUAGACUUGCAACACUGCAGGAUCCGUGUGAGAGGGAAGCAAUACAAACAUAGUAAUACUGGAAUAUGGUUAACAAUAAGAUUAACAAGACAGAGGCUGCAGCUUAAAUCAUAGCAAACAUAUUUUAGCCUGCGAGAUGCAAACAAUGUUGUAUUUUCAUUUCUGUAAAUCAGGAUAUCUGACAGAACCUAUUGUAUGGGUCACAGUUGAGUGGGGAAAUUUGCGCUGCUCUGCAGGUGAAGGUAUGUUCUGUGAUUUGGCCACGAGUGUGAAUACACACAACAGGCCUCUAUGGCAAGGUGUGAUAAACACACCUUACAUUUCAGCUAAUGGUUUAAAUGACUUUCAAAGACAUUAUCUGAUCAAAGGUUGAAUGUUACCAAAAUGAGAUUAUAAAAUGAUUUAUCCUUCAUAAAACAAUUCUCAUUCAUAAAAGCAUGAAGCCACCUUUUGAUGGUUUUAUCAAUCUAUGUAUUAUUUUUUCACCGCAUAAUGAAACAGACUAUUUUCGUAUGAACUGUGAAAGGGAACUGGUGGGGAGCCAUGUGCUGCUCUGAGCAAAAGGGAGAGGUGUGAUCUCAGCUAUGCCUAACUUGGACUGACUUAUUUGUACAGAGAAACACACACCCUGUCAACAGCAUUGUAGACCCAUGCUAACAUACUCCGUUUUCUAAGUGCAAGGGAAAUCGCUCUCAUGUUUUACUACUACACGAACUGUGAAUUUCAAAUGCAGAUGAUAAAUGCUGAGUAGCACCUUUGAAUGUGAAUCAACGCAAUAUGUUUAUGGGAAAUUCUAAGUAGUUGCUUGUUAACUGCCAUACAUCAUCAGUUACUGACAUUAUAUUGUAUCAUUUUGCUGCCUGGCUACUUGUGUAACGCAUACUGAGCAUUUCACUCAUUCGCACUGGCUUUGAGCUGAUUUAAACCACUGGGUUGUGCUGGAGGGAGGGUGACCAUUCAUAAAAACAUUUUCGUGUAGGAGUGCUGAUCUAGGAUCAGUUUUGCCUUUUGGCUCAUAAUGGAUAUAUAUAUAUAUAUGUACAAGGGAGGAAACUUGGUCCAAGAUCAGAACUCCUACUCUUAUUAGACAUUAUGAAUACAAACAGCAUAGACUUGUAUGUCAUUCAAGAGAGAACUGUCUCCAGUUCAGCACGCCAUGCCUCUUCAGUAAUGAGGAGCAGAAGGUUCUGAGAUUGGCAGUUUAUUUUCAAACACGGCUUUUGCCACCCUGAUUGGUUCUUUCUAUGUUAACCUGAGAUUCCAGAAUAGAGUGCAGUCAGGGUUAAAGUUGAGAGGGGUUACAGGUACUGAGAAUAUCUAUGGUGAAUCAGAAUUAGUUUUGUGCGUGCAUGUAAAGGGCAUUACGUUCACCGUUUUCUCCUUUACCUCAGACGGUCAGACCGAAUCCAAGCUGAACGAUUGGACAAAGCACCUUUCAAUUGAUAGUACCUUUAUUUUGCACAUUUCCUUUUAAGCAAUAUUGUUUUUGUUUGAGGGAAAUGUACUUUACUGGUUUGCUUGUUUGUUCAAUAAAGACAUUUUGAAGAUC
Molecule: messenger RNA, 4286 nt
Organism: Anguilla anguilla (European eel)
Lineage: Eukaryota; Metazoa; Chordata; Actinopteri; Anguilliformes; Anguillidae
Gene: gnsa
Product: glucosamine (N-acetyl)-6-sulfatase a
Exons: 14
Coding region: 203-1825 (540 amino acids)
Biological process (GO): glycosaminoglycan metabolic process
Molecular function (GO): N-acetylglucosamine-6-sulfatase activity; glycosaminoglycan binding
Source: RefSeq, a predicted model, not a curated record